Carya illinoinensis is the source of this 1428-nucleotide messenger RNA. Its product is annotated as zinc finger BED domain-containing protein RICESLEEPER 2-like. Gene Ontology annotation, molecular function: DNA binding; protein dimerization activity. NCBI's taxonomy places the organism in Eukaryota, Viridiplantae, Streptophyta, Magnoliopsida, Fagales, Juglandaceae. Bases 1 to 1428 code for a protein of 475 amino acids. The record is from RefSeq and is a predicted model, not a curated record. The transcript has 3 exons.
AUGGGUGAGCUACCUUUUCAAAUUGUGGAUGUGGAAGGGUUCCAAGUAUUUUGUCACUACAUGGAACCAAGGUUUCAACUUCCUUCUCGUCACACGGUGGCAAAUGAUGUAAAAAAACAUUAUCGAUCUGAAAAAGAGAAGUUGAGGGGUUUCUUGGCGGGUCAGUUUGUUUGCCUCACUACUGAUUGUUGGACAUCGAUCCAAAAUUUUAAUUAUAUAUAUUUGACUUGUCAUUUUGUUGAUGACAAUUGGACAUUGCAUAAGAAAAUUCUCAAAUUUUGUCAAAUUAUUGAUCACAAGGGUGAGACGAUUGGGAGAGCCUUAGAGGUCGCUAUAAAGGAGUGGGAGUUGAUACGCGUUGUGACAUGCAUAGUUGAUAAUGCAUCGUCUAAUGAUACCGCAUUGGGAUAUCUUAAGACCUUUCUUAGAGAGGCAAAUAAGACAAUCUUGGGUGGUGAAUAUUUGCAUGUGAGGUGUGCAGCACAUAUUCUUAAUCUUAUUGUCAGUGAUGGUAUGAAAAAUCUUCAUGACUCUAUUGCUUGGGUCAGGACUGCUGUGAGAUGGGUGAGAUCUUCUCCUGCUAGAUUGGAGAAAUUUAAGGUUGUUGCGCGGUCUGCAGGCAUAACAUCAAAGAAGGGGCUUUGUACUGAUUUGACUACGCAAUGGAACUCAACAUUUUUUAUGUUAGAGGCAGCCCAAGAGUAUAAGUUGGCAUUUUCCUUAUUGGGUGAGGAAGACAUCCAAUAUGUAAAAUAUUUUGAACACGAAGCGAGAUUGGGGAAGCCUAUGACUAAGGACUGGGAUGUUGUAAAAGAAGAAUUAGAUGAGAUUAUUGCGAGCAGUCACACUAGAUUGCGGGAGAUGACAUUGUUGAUAAGGGCGAAGUACGACAAAUAUUGGGGUGGAGAUUUCGAUAGGGCUAAUAUGUUGUUAUAUAUAGCUAUUGCCAUUGACCCUCGGUUUAAGGUGGAUGGCAUGGUAUAUGGAUUGGGUAUUGCCUACGGGCAAGCAUGGGCAGAGCAUAUUGCAUCAAGGGUUAGGGAAACCCUUGAUAGAUUAUUUGAUGAGUUAACCAUCUUGCGGGGUGGUAAUAUUACGGCACCUACUCCUAUCCCCCCACCAGUUCCAGAUGCCAUGACUAAGAAAAAACGUAGAAUGGACUGGGGUGACAGGAUGAAAGGGAACCCAUUAACAAGGAGUACUACAGAGGCUAAGUCAGAGAUAGACAGAUAUUUUGGUCUAGAUCUUGAACCAUAUGUACGAGACUUUGAUAUCUUAGCUUGGUGGAAGGUACAUGCCCCCAAGUAUCCUGUCCUUGCACAAAUAGCCCGCAGGAGUCCAAUUUAUGUUCCGGAUGUUAUUGAUUAUGAUCAUGUCAAUGCCGAGGAGGAGGGUGAUGAUGCACCUGGAUCUGGUAAUGUCACCUGA